Pangasianodon hypophthalmus (striped catfish) is the source of this 1743-nucleotide messenger RNA. Its product is annotated as claudin-4. Lineage: Eukaryota; Metazoa; Chordata; Actinopteri; Siluriformes; Pangasiidae. Gene Ontology annotation, cellular component: plasma membrane; bicellular tight junction. Gene Ontology annotation, molecular function: structural molecule activity. The record is from RefSeq and is a predicted model, not a curated record. Gene Ontology annotation, biological process: bicellular tight junction assembly; cell adhesion. The transcript has 2 exons.
UAUUCAUUUCUCUGGAAGAGUGAAGCAGAACGCAAUGGCAGCUCUGGGUUUAGAGAUAUUGGGCCUCAUAUUGGCCACUCUGGGCUGGGUUGUUGGGAUCGUGUCCUGCGCUUUGCCAAUGUGGAGGGUGACCGCCUUCAUCGGCUCGAACAUUGUGACGGCACAGAUCAUCUGGCAGGGAAUCUGGAUGGACUGCGUGGUACAGAGCACGGGCCAGAUGCAGUGUAAGGUGUAUGACUCCAUGCUGGCAUUGCCCCAAGAUCUACAGGCAGCUCGCGCUCUGUGUGUGAUCUCUAUAAUGCUGGGAGUGCUGGGAGUCUUGGUCUCUGUCGCAGGGGCCAAGUGCACCAACUGCAUAGAGGACGAACGCACAAAGGCCAAGGUGAUAAUCGCUGCUGGCGUGACAUUUAUCUGCGCUGCUGUCAUGGAGUUGAUCCCGGUAUCCUGGUCAGCGCAUACGAUCAUCAUGGAUUUCUACAACCCGGUGAUAACAGAGGCACAGAAACGAGAGAUCGGAGCGAAAUAGUGAGCGUCCACGACCAUGUCUGCCGGCCUGGAGCUCAUUGGGAUUGUGCUGUGUGUGCUGGGAUGGCUCCUGGCCAUUGUCUCCUGCGCUCUGCCCAUGUGGAGGGUCACGGCCUUCAUCGGCAGCAACAUCGUGACAGCGCAGAUUUAUUGGGAUGGUCUCUGGAUGAGCUGUGUGGUGCAGAGCACUGGUCAGAUGCAGUGCAAAGUCUAUGACUCCACGCUGGCACUUUCCCAAGAUCUCCAAGCAGCCCGUGCUCUCACUGUCAUCUCCAUCCUACUGGUCAUUCUAGCCAUGCUGGUGUCCAUUGCUGGGGCCAAGUGCACCAACUGCAUUGAUGACGAAUCAUCCAAGGCCAAAGUCAUGAUCGUGGCUGGAGUUCUCUUCCUUGUGGCUGGGCUCAUGCAGUUGAUUCCUGUCUCCUGGUCAGCUAAUACCAUCAUCAGGGAUUUCUACAAUCCCUUACUGACCAACCCGCAGAGGUGGGAGCUAGGAGCUUCACUUUACAUCGGCUGGGCUGCCACGGCUCUCCUGAUAAUGGGUGGAUCGUUGCUGUGUUGCUCUUGCCCUCCAUCCAGGAUGACUUAUUCAGCUUCCCGCUCUGCAGCUACUGGUGGGUAUGACCGAAGAGACUAUGUGUGAGUCGGGAAAAGGAAACAAACUGUUUCAUGUACUGUUACAUGUUCAAGACAAGGGUACAAAUGUGCCUUCUCAGACCCUAUUAUGAAAGAGAACACUGAUAUUUGAUUUGCUGAGCUCUGAAAAAAAGGGCUCAUUGUGUAACUGUAAAAAAAAAUGUUAAAAUAUGAUGGCACUGGAGGAGAAAAGCAUUUCACAAUGGACUAGGGAAAACUUAAAUAAUUGUUUUCAUACUUUCUACUAUUUUAUGUAUUUUUAUUUCAAGGAAUUCAAAAAGUAUUCAGUAUUUUAAUACACUUUAUAAUUUUUAUGAUUGCUUUAGCGUUCAGAAGAAAAGCUGACAUCUAAUGUAAAAACAGUUAUGCAUAUGUCUGUACAUUGUAGCUAGCCUUAUAAAAGGGACCUUGUGGUGCAGAAGAGUGGGAAGAAAGCCAGGAGGUACAAAGUGAACAGCUCAUUGUGUGCAGUGAAGCAGAGAGGAACAUUUGUAUCAAGCUGUUCCUAUACUGAAAACCACUCUCCUGCCGUAUGCAUGGCACUUUAUUUUCAUGCUCUGAUGAUACAGAUUGAAGGUUUGU